AUGCCACAGUCGUAUUCUCCGUCGCGCCACUCCCACUACAGCAUAGCUUCCAGGAGGCGGCCGCGGCGGAGGCUGGAUGGAUCUCGUAUUCUGGCGCCGUCGACGCUGGGGCCGUUGACCGCCGGCGCUUCGCCCGAGUAUCCUCGCCUUCAACAAAAAGGCACCGGCGAGGGGGGCGGCGGGACAGGGGAGCAGGGUACCGGCGGGGGAGGCGUGGGCGGCGGGCCGUGCGUGCGCGCACGCCGGAGGUCACGCCCGCGCCAGCGCGCAUGCGCCGCGGCCCGCCACCGGGUCACGGCCUCCGCCUCCGCCGACCCCGCGACCGCCGCAGCUGCCCCAAACGAGCGUGCCAACGUGUUAAAUGUUAAGGCUGGCAAGCACGGGACACGGCCCACUGCACCUCGCAGCCCAAGUCCACCCUUCUCACGAUCACCAUAA
Schistocerca piceifrons (Central American locust) is the source of this 438-nucleotide messenger RNA. Its product is annotated as protein FAM117B-like. NCBI's taxonomy places the organism in Eukaryota, Metazoa, Arthropoda, Insecta, Orthoptera, Acrididae. Bases 1 to 438 code for a protein of 145 amino acids. The transcript is spliced from 2 exons. The record is from RefSeq and is a predicted model, not a curated record.